Messenger RNA from Oncorhynchus keta (chum salmon), 2883 nucleotides. RefSeq names its product serine/threonine-protein phosphatase 2A catalytic subunit alpha isoform-like. The transcript is spliced from 7 exons. The coding region runs from base 524 to 1453 and encodes 309 amino acids. Gene Ontology annotation, biological process: mitotic cell cycle; peptidyl-serine dephosphorylation. Lineage: Eukaryota; Metazoa; Chordata; Actinopteri; Salmoniformes; Salmonidae. The record is from RefSeq and is a predicted model, not a curated record. Gene Ontology annotation, molecular function: protein serine/threonine phosphatase activity. Gene Ontology annotation, cellular component: cytosol.
GUGAUGAGUAGGAUUCUGUUUCCACAUGUAAAGGUGAUAAAAAAAAAAGCUUUCCAAUCCUAGUUUGAAAAUUCAAACAUUUAUUUUAUGGAAAAUAUAAAUAAAUGUUUCUGGACGAUUCUGGCAACAUGACAAAGCGGCGCAUAUUACAGUUCGAUUUGAGAUGGGCGCUCCUCCCGUUAACGUUGCCCGGAUCAGUGUAAUAGAACUCCCUCAUUGAUUGUCGCUCGGGAAAGAAGCUGGGUUGGGUCCACGGAAUUUCAUACAGAGCCAGUUUUCUGCAACUGCACCACACAUUUCUUUAGCUUUUUCAUAUUAACAUAAGCUUGAGGUACAUGCAUCGCUUAUUUUUAACAAGUAGUUAGCUAGUGCCGAUGGUCUGAACCAAUUUAAACAGAGUCGGUAACCUAUCGUGCAUUCAUUUUCGACGAAAGCAAAACGAGUGCGAAUGACGAGAACGCAUUAGCUAAACUAGUUUUCAAUAGGUUUUCAACCUAACUAGCUAGCUGAAAUAUAACCAGACAUGGACGACAAGUCAUUUACUAAGGAAUUGGAUGGGUGGAUUGAGCAACUCGGCGAAUGCAAGCAGCUCUCGGAAAACCAAGUGAAAGCCCUUUGCGAGAAGGCCAAGGAGAUCCUGACGAAGGAGUCUAAUGUGCAGGAGGUGAGAUGUCCGGUCACCGUGUGCGGAGAUGUCCACGGACAGUUCCAUGACUUGGUGGAGCUGUUUAAAAUCGGAGGGAAGUCUCCGGACACCAACUACCUCUUCAUGGGAGACUAUGUGGACAGGGGCUACUAUUCUGUAGAGACAGUCAGCCUCCUGGUAUCUCUCAAGGUGAGGUACCGUGAGCGAAUCACCAUCCUCCGAGGGAACCACGAGAGCAGACAGAUCACCCAGGUGUACGGCUUCUACGACGAGUGUUUAAGGAAAUACGGAAACGCCAACGUCUGGAAGUACUUCACAGACUUAUUUGACUACCUGCCCCUCACUGCCCUGGUAGAUAACCAGAUCUUCUGUCUCCACGGUGGACUGUCCCCCUCUAUAGACACACUGGAACAUAUCAGAGCGCUGGAUCGCUUACAGGAAGUUCCUCAUGAGGGUCCGAUGUGUGACCUGCUGUGGUCAGACCCCGAUGACCGUGGUGGCUGGGGCAUCUCUCCCCGCGGUGCCGGCUACACCUUUGGACAGGACAUCUCGGAGACCUUCAACCAUGCUAACGGACUCACCCUGGUCUCCAGAGCUCACCAGCUGGUCAUGGAGGGUUAUAACUGGUGCCAUGACCGUAACGUAGUGACUAUCUUCAGUGCACCCAAUUACUGCUAUCGCUGUGGAAACCAGGCCGCCAUCAUGGAGCUGGAUGACACGCUCAAGUACUCCUUCCUUCAGUUUGACCCCGCCCCUCGCAGAGGAGAGCCCCAUGUGACCCGUCGUACUCCUGACUACUUCCUGUAAAAGAUCGCAAUGCGUGUAAAGCUGUAGAAUCUUCUUUGUCAACGUGAAGGAGAAGGUGGGGAAAAGGGAGCAACCGACCAUCGGUAUAGAGUUGUGACAAAUUCAGCAUCCAUGGACCAAAAAGUGUGCCAUAAUUUCACCUUUAAAGAAGACCACACAGCCUACACCCGCCACAGUCCACUUCCUACUCUCUCUCUCUGCAUGUUGUAUUUAUGUCUCUGAAAAGGAUUCUUCAUUAUAAAGACUACAGUAUAUAUACAUAUAUAUAUAUAUAUAUAUAUAGUUAAAAGGGUGCCAUUUUGGAAGGAGCCAGUCUCACAGUACCUGCUGGUUUUGUCAGGUAAAAUAUCUGCUUUGAAUGAAUGCAUCUGCUGAGAUUAAUGCUUAAAUGUAACCCUUGUGUUAGGAGCGUAAUUAAGAUAUAGAAUGGUUUGCCAGAACUAAACUCGGCAUGGCCUCCAACUGGAUGUUUGUGGUAAACAUGAUAUGUUGUGACAUUAUUUCAAACAGAAAUUCAAUGGCUUUUUUUUUGUGUGUGUGAAUUUAAAUCACUUUUCAGGGUUGGGUGGAAUUUAAUUAUUUGUUUGCACUUUUGUAUUUAAUUUUUUAAUCACAUGACACUGACAAACUACAGCAUUCUGUUUUCUAUUUCACCCCCAGAAAAUAGUGUUUCUGUCACUCACCUGUCACUGUGACUGACAUCUAUUUCAGUUAGGAAUACCUGUACAAAAUUAUAUCCCUUGUAAUACACUGAACAAAAAUAUAAACGCAACAUGUAAAGUGCUGGUCCCGUGUUUCAUGAGCUGAAAUUAAAGACCACAGAAAUGUUCCAUACGCACAAAAACCUUUUCUCAAAAAUGUUGUGCACAUUUUGUCCUUGGUCAAGAUAAUCCAUCCACCUGACAGGUGUGGCAUAUUAAACAGCAUGAUCAUUACAGAUGGACUUUGUGCUGGGGACGAAAGGCCACAGUUAUGUCAUAACACAAUGCCACAGAUGUCUCAAUGUGCAAUUGGCAUGAUGAAUGCAGGAAUGUCCACUUCUCUGCCGUAAACUGCCUCGGAGAAUUUGGCAGUAUGUCCAACCGGCCUUGUAACCACGCCAGUCCAGGACCUCCACAUCCGGCUUCUUCACCUGCGGGAUUGUCAGAGGGAGGGGUGCUGAGGAGUAUUUCUGUCUGUAAUAAAUCAUCCUGAUAGGCUGAGCCUGGCUCCCAAGUGGGUGGACCUAUGCCCUCACAGGCCCAAUCAUGGCUGCAUCCCUAAACAGUCGUGAAAUCCAUAGAUUAGGGCCUAAUUAAUUAUUUCAAUUGACUGAUUUCCUUAUGAACUGUAACUCAGCAAAAUAUUUAAAAUUGUUGCAUGUUGCCUUUAUGUUUUCGGUUUAGUAUAGAUACGUCUCUGCUAUACAAUAAAGAUUGAAGUUGCUCCUU